CGGCCCUGUCCCUCUUCUGCCUGCAAACACACACAAACACACCAUAUAGCUUAGCAGUUAUAGCUGCUGCUGCUGCUCAUUAAACAGUCUCCCCAAAACCCUAUUCCCCUCGUAUUAAGCUACUAUAACUAGCAUAUAGUAAGUCAACUUCCCCCCAACCUUCUCUUCAUAAUCCCCCCACUAUUCACUCCAUAUUUUGCAUGUCUUUCCCUUCUGCUCUCAUUCCAUAUCAGUUGAUCACCCUCCAUUUUCACUCAUCCAACCCCAUUAAUUAUCAUACUAUACUACCAAAACACAGUUAAUGAAUGAUCUCCUUGUCUGUGACUCACCACUGAUGUCAACAGACUUGGCAAUAUAUAUAUGAGAGCCUGUGAUGAUCAGCUGCUUUAAUUUAUGGGCCUAUAGUCCUCUCUGCUCUGCUCUUAUAUGGAGAAGGCAAGCUGGACAGACCAGAGCAGAACCAAAAGCAUCCACCUUAUCCCACUUAUAGUAUUCCUACCACUACUACUUUCACCAUCUAGCUAGCUAGCUAGCUUCAUUUCCUAAUUUCCUCCCUUUCUCCCAUUAAUCUCAUCCACAGGCUUCUUCUGCACCAGUACUAUAUAUUACCCAGUAAUGUAUCAACACAGCCUUACUUACUGUCUCUAAAGCUAACACACCUUUGUGUUUGUGGAAAGUAGUCAUUACAUCCUUCUUCUUCUUCUUCUUCUUCUUCUUCUUCUUCAUCAUCAUCAUUCAUACCGUCCAUUUAAUUCAUCACUCAUCCUUUUGCACAAACUCCCUCAUUCAGUCAUUCCCCUCCCCAUAUGCAUGGUCUUCAACAAGCUAUAGCCACCACCUACCCUACCCUACCCUAGCCUAAGUACCUACCCUACCCAGCAGCUUUGCACCCAUUUUCUCCUCCUCCGAUCCAGUCCUCCCUCGCUCCCUGUCUGUUUCUCUGUUUUUUCUUUCGGUCACCCAUUUUCACAAGCAGGUGGUGUGCAAGCUUUGUGAAAACAAGAAGAUGUGGAUGAUGGGUUACAACGAUGGUAGGAAUCCUCACCACCACGAUCAUCAGUUCACCAAUGGCAGCAGAAAGCUUCUUCCUUUCAUCCCAACUACACUCCUCUCUUCCUCAAACACAACUGCUACGACGACCCAGCAGCCUCCAUGGCCGACCCAUCAUCGUCUGCCACCGGCUCCAAUGGCGGCAGAGCAGGGGAAAAUAAGAGACCAAAACUACAACUCACCGAACCUCUACCAGCAGCAGGAAGCGGGGGCGGUGGUGAGCUCGUCGCGAUGGAAUCCGACGCCGGAGCAGCUCCGGACGCUGGAGGAGCUGUACAGGAGAGGGACGCGAACCCCUUCCGCCGACCAAAUCCAGCACAUCACAUCGCAGCUCCGGCGGUACGGCAAGAUAGAGGGCAAGAACGUCUUCUACUGGUUUCAGAACCACAAGGCCCGCGAGCGCCAGAAGCGCCGCCGCCACCUCGACUCCAACAAUAACAACGCCGGCGCCGUUGAAAUGCUUGAUCCCAAAGAAUCAGUAGGGGCUGCAAUGAAUGGGAGAUCAUGCUGCUAUGAAGGAGGAGGAGAGCAAAACAACAACAAAAACUGGGCAGCAGGAAGCUCCUCCAUUAACAACUCCACUUCUUCACAGGAGGCAAUCCCAAUGGUAUCUUCAUCAAGUGGAGGAAGAGAUGGAUGGAACCAAUUCGAGGGAGGAGGAGGAGGAGAGGAAUUAGAACCAGCAGCAGCAAGAAGGAACUUUAUCAUCAUGGAAAGGAAUGCCACGUGGCAGCAGAUGUCCUGUCCACCUCCCACCACCCAUUUCAUAAUCAACCCCACCACUUCUACUGCUGCUGCUAAAACUACAACUGCUACUGCUUCCCCUGCAACUCCCAACACAAACAUUAUAAUUCCAUCAUCAUCAUCCUCCACGGCCACAGCAGCAGUAGUGGUAGUGCCAUCAUCAGCUGCUGUUACUACUACAGCAGCAGCUAGAACAGCAACUCAUGAACCAGCAUUAAUAAUGGACCCAAAGCAGCAGCAGCAGCAGCAGCAGCUCAUAGUCAAGGCAGCCCAUGGUGGUCAGCAUCAAGAUCUCAACAUCUUCCAUUCCCAAUAUGGCCUUCUGCUCAACCCUAAUUACUCCCUCACCACCAACAGCAGUGGCAGGGGUACAGAGGGAAACAAUAAUCAUGGAGUCAUUAUCAAUUACAAGGAAGAUGGUAAUUGUGAUGAUGGUAAUGGAGAUCAUAAUGAUGAGACACACAGAAGUGCAACCCUUGACCUCUUCCCCCUUGGCAGCAGAAAUGUGGCUGAUAAUAAUAAUAAUGGAAAUGGCUACCACAGUUGCAACCAGAGGGAGUCUACUUAUCCAGCAAGAAGCAUGAUGGAUCCCAACUUCAUGGCCACUGCUAACCACCCUACUAGCAAUAACCAUAGUUUCCAAUUCUUUGAGUUCCUCCCACUCAAGAACUGAUCGAUGUUCCAAUAUAAUAUCUUAUAAGCUGAAAGACAAGCUAGCUAGUAGCUAAAGUUAGUUCCUUUUUUUCUUUAGGGGGGAGGUGGGUAUUAAUCAGGAAGAUUUUCCCCUUUGGUUUUUCAUCUCUCUUUUUGUAUUCUUGUUGGAGAUUGGGGACCUAUAUUAAUAUAGCUAGUGGUGGGGAAGGUUAUGUGGCUGAUCAUCUCUUUUUUGGGAUAGUGUUCUGUUUGAUGUAACAUUUCAUGGGAACUACCCUGGUGAGGGAGAGGCUAGUAGCUUGAAUGGUCCUUCAAAUAGGAUAUUCAAGGGUCCCUCCCUCUCUCUCUCUCUCUCUCUUUCAAAGGGGUUUCCUUGGUUCCUUAC
This is a messenger RNA of Linum tenue, 2833 nucleotides long. The record is from the annotation of a GenBank genome assembly. Lineage: Eukaryota; Viridiplantae; Streptophyta; Magnoliopsida; Malpighiales; Linaceae.